This is a messenger RNA of Entrophospora sp. SA101, 144 nucleotides long. The record is from the annotation of a GenBank genome assembly. NCBI's taxonomy places the organism in Eukaryota, Fungi, Glomeromycota, Glomeromycetes, Entrophosporales, Entrophosporaceae.
AUGGAAUAUCAAAAUCAUCCAUUCUUUGUUGGUACACAAUAUCAUCCAGAAUAUCUUAGCAGACCUCUUAAGCCCUCACCAGCAUUCCUUGGUUUUGUGUCGGCAUCGGCAGGAUUGACAAUCGAAUCAUCAUUCAAAAAUUAA